AUGAAGUUCCUACAUCUCACCGGUAUUAUUGUGCUGCUAAGUCAAGCAACAUCAAUUUCUGCUGCUCUGCUGGUCCCAAGAUCCGGAUCUCAGUAUUCUGCUAGUUUUGAAAAACCAAUGGAUGAGAUCAGAAAAGAAAUUGCUCGGAUACAAAGAGAAAAUAUUGAACUAAAAUCGCCAAAUAAUUCAAUAAAAUCACUAGCUACAAGAUUAAGAUACCCAUUCCUAAUUCCUAUUUCAGUUGGUUAUGAAUUUAAUCAGAAGGGACAUGGAAAUUAUGUCACCAAUGAUGGUAACAGAAAUCUAAAUUACUGGGUUGUUGUUGACAGCGAUGGCAAGGAGGUCUGUUCGUCCAAUGUUAAUUGA
Blumeria graminis f. sp. triticale is the source of this 366-nucleotide messenger RNA. The record is from the annotation of a GenBank genome assembly. NCBI's taxonomy places the organism in Eukaryota, Fungi, Ascomycota, Leotiomycetes, Helotiales, Erysiphaceae.